AUGUAUAAAUUGCAUAAUGGAACUGUGGUUAUUACUGGCGCGUCGUCUGACACGGGCGUUGCGAUCGCCAUGAUGUUCGCUCACUGUGGGUGUGAACGUAUCUUCGUAGGUGAUGCGAGUGGUCCGCGACUUGAAGAAUGUCGCAAACUGGUCGUUUCUCAGUAUCCUUCUGUAAACUUCCACUCGAGAGCAUUCGACAGAUCAAGAGAAGAGGACGUGGACAAUUUCUUCGCAACUGUUACAAAAACCUUUGGGCGGAUCGACUUCUCUGUAAAUGUGGUCUUCCAAGCACAGGAGACGAUUGACGUGGCAGGACGCUCUAUUGAGAAAUACGACAGAUCUUACUCUGUCUAUCAGAAAGGGGUUCGCACCAACUGUUCUCGAUUUUGUCUUCCAGUCAUUCUGAUGGUUUGUUCCCAACAGGCAUUUCUCAUUCAACGUGCACUCCUUCGCCAGAUGCUGAAACAAGAAGUCCGCGCAGAGACGGAAUGCCGCGGUAGCAUCGUCAACAUCGUGGAGUUUGGCCCAACGAUAUUGCUGGCGCAUAACCCAAUCACGGCCGCCGUGGCCAAUGCAGUGAUAGGUCUGAGUAAAACGGAUGCUUUCGAUUAUAUGCAAGAUAACAUUCGGAUCAAUUGCAUUGCGGCCAGCGAAGUGCUGACACCCAGAGCGGAACACAAAUACGGUGAAGGUGUUUUCUCGUUGAGGAAGGGGAGACCAGACGACGUUGCCAGCACAGCGACCUGGAUUUCCUCGCCAAUGUCAAGCUGGCUGACGGGAAUGAUCAUUCCUGUGGAUGGUGGCCUCCAUCUGCACAGUUUCUGGUGA
Exophiala bonariae is the source of this 828-nucleotide messenger RNA. RefSeq lists its product as uncharacterized. The record is from RefSeq and is a predicted model, not a curated record. The transcript is spliced from 2 exons. Lineage: Eukaryota; Fungi; Ascomycota; Eurotiomycetes; Chaetothyriales; Herpotrichiellaceae. Bases 1 to 828 code for a protein of 275 amino acids.